AUGAAACGUCAGUGUCGGGUUCAAAGGGCAGAGGUCGACGCAAACAUGGCUGCUCCCGUGGAUGACAUGUUUUCCUUCUGCGUGGACCCCGGCAAAGUUUCCAGCUGCGUGGAAGUCAGAUUUAUAGACAACGUCAAGGGUAAGGGUCUCUUCGCCAAGAGGACCAUUAAGAAGGGGGAGCCCAUCUUUACUGAGCGGCCUCUCGUCUCUGCCCAGUUCCUGUGGAAUGCUUUGUACAAAUAUAAAGCCUGUGAGUUCUGCUUACGUGCCCUGGAGACGGCAGAGGAGAAUGCGAGGAGACUCAGUGGAAACCCAGGACUCAGCCUGCCUCACCCUGAGCUCUGUUGUGUUCAGCCAGAGCGGCACCAAGCCUGUCCCCAUUGUCAGGUGAUGUACUGCAGCAUCGAGUGUCGGCAAGCAGCAGCCGAUCAGUACCAUCGCAUUCUGUGUUUGGGUCCCUCGCAGGAAGGUCCGGACCAUCCCAUCAACAAGCUCAAAGAUGCUUGGAGGACUAUGCAUUAUCCCCCAGAGACCUCCAGCAUCAUGCUCAUGGCCAGAAUGGUAGCCAUGGUCAAACAGGCUAAAGACAAAGCCCACUGGCAGAAGCUGUUUUCCCACUUCUGCAGCCGAACAGCUAACGAAGAGGAGGAGAUCGCUCACAAACUCCUUGGAGAGCAGUUCAGAGGGCAGCUGGCUUUGUUACACAGUCUGUUUACAGCAGCACUUUAUGACGACCACCUGAGUCGGUGGUUCGUUCCUGAGGGUUUUCGCUCCCUGUUUGCUCUGGUGGGGACAAACGGCCAAGGCAUCGGUACCAGCUCGCUGAGUCAGUGGGUGCACGCCUGCGAUGCACUUGAGCUUCCCGCCCAGCAGAGGGAGCAGUUGGACUCCUUUAUUGACCAGCUGUACAAGGACAUCGACAAAGAAACGGGAGACUUUCUAAACUGUGAGGGCUCUGGACUAUUUCUGCUUCAGAGCUCUUGUAACCACAGCUGCAUACCCAACGCAGAGGCAUCCUUCCCCAGCAACAAUUACCUGCUCCACCUCAGCGCCCUCAGUGAUAUCAACCCAGGAGAGGAGAUCUGCAUCAGUUAUCUGGACUGCUGCCAGCGGGACCGAAGCCGUCAUAGCAGACACAAAAUUCUGAGGACGAACUACCUGUUUGUUUGCUCAUGUCCAAAGUGCAUCUCCCAGAUGGAUGAGCUGGAUGUGACAUCAGACGAGGAAGAGGAAGAAGAAGCCGAGGCGGAAGGUGAAACAGAAGACGAGAUGACAGAUGUCUGAUGAAAGACUCGCUCAUAUUGUUCUCAGCGUCCCCAUUUCUGCCACCGCGCUAAGCAACCGUGAAGCCUAAAAGAAUAAAGAGCAGUAGAAAACGAUCAGCAUUUCAACAGAACUGUCCAAGCGUGUGAAAAAUGUCUCAUCUACGUUACUUUGUCAGUAUUAAGGCGUCUUUUGUGAUGUUGUGGCUCUGCGGGGGUUUUAAGUUCAGUGACCACCAGAUGGUGGUAGUGAGUUUUUCAGUAUGGGGGUGUUUACAUCCAUGAGCAAACAGACGUUUUUUCCCCCAUGAAAUGCUUCAUUUGUUAAUGUAAACACUGCAGUAAUUUUUGGUUGCUGAGGAGCAGAACAAACAUGUUCAAAUAGAGAAUUUAAUAUUUACAGAUCCAGCAGGUUUAAAUUUCUCAUCCAUCUGAAAUUGUGUUUGUGGCCACAAAAUGAAUGUUGUGUCUUUGGUUUGUUUUCUGCAGAAACGAGCCCUUUAACUUGUAAACCAGUUGACAUUUUAGGUCUUUUUGUUUCCUUAUGUCGUUGUUAAUGGUAUAACGUGGUCCGUCAUAAACAGCAGUUCAUUCGAUUUUCACAUUUUAUGAGGAAACUAUCUGACCUCAUCGUUAACAGGUGGUUAAAUGAGACCAGAGGUGAAUGGGAAGCUUGUUAUUGUGCCUGCUCGUCUUCGUAAAAUGAUGAAACUAGCCAUUGAGACAGCCAUGAGCACGUCUAGCUCAGCUUUACUGCAAGAGCUAAGUGUAUAGGCCACCAGUAGCCUUUUAUCUCUGAAGACAUAAAGACCUGAAAUAUGCAGAAACUAUAGAAUCAUGUAAUUGAUCCCUAUGGGCUCGUCACUAUGCAUGAACUGACACUAAUAAAAGUGGCUUUAAAGUGGCUGUAACUGUUUUACAGUGGAACAAUGUGAAAGGGGUAAGCCAACAGUUAUCAGUCAGUUUUAAGGGAGAACUCUGUGGUCUCCAUGUUCAGCUGCAAAAUAUGCUCAGCACGAACCUGACUGAAUCCCUUAGCAACCGAGUGGUGACCAAAGCGGAGCGUUUUAAUAAACAAAGAGCCAGGCAGGUAAUGCUCCCGGGAGCUGGAGACCAAAGUCUGGACUUGGAUUCAUCAGAUGGCCAGUAACAUAAUCCUUGAUAAUGAUCCAUUCCUCCAAACUGCUGGAUGUGUAAAUAAAUAACUAUUCACUAUAUUAAGGUAGAGAAGGAUUAGAUGUCAACAUGGCGUCCAUGGUUUAUUUUCACUUCACCAGAGCGGCCAGAAGGUCUGUCACUGCAGGACACGAGCAGAACGUCAGCAGUUGAAUCUAAUGCUCUGGAGCUGAGCCAAAACAAAAUGGUCUUAUUAGCUCUGACUGCAUCGCCUGUGACCUCAGAAGAGCAGCUCCUGUUCCCUGGUACUAAGGAAGCUAAAGCAAGGUUAAUUUGGUUCUCAGGUUAUUUGUUCCUUACAAGCUAUGCAUACUGUACCGAGGAGCCUCCUUAUUUAUGUCUUGUUGUAAUUACAGGCCUGUCAUGUGGGAGGAAUCCAGCUUGGGAAGAGUUUGGUUUUCAAACCAUGAUCUAUGAGGUUAAUGCUUAAUGCAUUAUUGAGACCUUGAGUGGAAAAUUGCUUUGUCAGUAACUGUUUGCCCUUCUUUGAGAACUGUAUUUCAAACUGCAGUUCCACAUGAGCAAAACUUCUGCUGCCCACACAUGAAUCAAUAUUACAACAAUGGCUCUAAUCACAAAUCCUAAUAUUUUUGGUUACUCAAAGAUUGGAAAUAUUGAAUGAGUAAUCCCAAUUUUCUCAGUUGGCUACAGAGCAGCGGCACACUACAACAUGUAUAAUUUAAAUGUAACCUCAGCAAAUAGGAAUCUAGCGGUGGUCAUUUUUACUUAUAAACUAUUUAAAUUGGA
This is a messenger RNA of Betta splendens (Siamese fighting fish), 3185 nucleotides long. It is a transcript of the gene smyd5, whose product is annotated as SMYD family member 5. Bases 1 to 1284 code for a protein of 427 amino acids. The record is from RefSeq and is a predicted model, not a curated record. Gene Ontology annotation, molecular function: histone H4K20 methyltransferase activity; protein binding. NCBI's taxonomy places the organism in Eukaryota, Metazoa, Chordata, Actinopteri, Anabantiformes, Osphronemidae. The transcript is spliced from 13 exons.